ACUAUAGGGAGGAAGAGAUCGCGCGCGUUUUGUACGUUUUGUUUCGCGACACUGACUACAGCGGUCGCGAAGUCGCGCUUGCUUUCGGAAAAAAGAGAGAUUGGCGGUGGGCCGGUGUCUUCAUGUUUUGAGUCCUGGCCGCUUCACAAGGUCGGCGCCCCUAUUCCAGGGCACCGCUGAGUCUUGCUGCCUCGCAGGCGUGCUGCACAAUUGCCCGUUGGGCUGCGAGCUCGCUGCUGGAGGAAUCACAGCCGCCGAGUCCACUGAGUUCCUGUGAGAGAUGGCUCCACCGCAUCGAUGGAUGUGGACGUGGCUCGCGGGCCUGAUCCUAGCAGCGGUUACGACCGAGGCCCACGGAGCUGCCAGGCAAGCUGUGCAAGGCGACAACGAGGACGAAGAUCUGGCCCAGAUGUACGCCUGCUACGCAAGCUAUCUCGUUGCCCAAAUGUAUAACAGAGUAACGAACGCUGAUUGGAACUACGCCAGCAACCUCACGGAGUACAACAAGAACAACAGCGUGAAGGCGAAUCUAGAGAUGCAAAAACUGGAGAAGGAAGUCUGGAAAAAUGUCACCAAGUACAAAUGGACAAAGUUCGAGGACGCGGUGACGCGAAGAAUUUUCGAAAAAUUGUCAGUUCUGGGCACUCCCAUUCUGAGCGAUGACAAGCAAAAAGAGCUCCUGAACAUAGUUGCAGAAAUGGAAGAAAACCAUGCUUCGGGAAAGAUAUGUCCUUUUCUCCGAAAAACUAACACGUCAGAAGAAUGCAACUUGUCUUUAGAACCAGAGAUCAAAAAUAUCCUCAAGGACUCCCGGAAUUACUGCGAGCUUCAGCACGUAUGGAACGAGUGGCGGAAGGUUGCGGGGAAGCCUAUGAAGCGGAGGUACCUGCGCUACGUCAGACUUAUGAAUGAAGCGGCCAGGCUGAACGGUUUCAAGGACGCGAGCGGCCUCUGGCAGGACGUGUACGAGUACGACGGCCUCGAGGGGAACAUGGCCAAGCUGUGGAAGCAGCUGUUGCCGCUCUACCAGGAGCUGCACGCGUACGUGCGCAGCAAGUUGCGUGCCAUCUACGGCCCGGACAAGAUUUUAGAAGACGGACCCAUCCCGGCACACCUGCUCGGUCACAUCCACUCGCAAGAUUGGAUUGCGUUAACCAAAAUCAGCCGACCAUACCCGAACAAACCGGUAGUUGACGUCACAGCUGCCAUGAAAGAAAGGAACAUGACUGUUCUCGACAUGUUCAAGAUGUCUGAAGAGUUUUUCACCUCAAUGGGCCUCCCACCAAUGCCUAAAACUUUCUGGGAGCGGUCGGUGCUGACGAAGCCGACUAAUAGAAAGAUUGUGUGCCAUGCUUCGGCUUGGGAUUUCUACAUCGGCAAGGAUGUAAGGAUCAAGCAAUGCACAGAAGUGAAGAUGGAUGAUCUGCUCACUGUGCACCAUGAAAUGGGUCACGUUGAGUACUUCCUCAAGUAUGCCAAGCAGCCGGUCUUCUUUAGGACUGGUGCAAAUCCUGGUUUCCAUGAGGCUAUUGGAGAUACUAUUGCUCUCUCUGUGGCCACGCUCAAACACCUGAAGGCAGUUGGCCUGCUGCAAGACAGAAUGGAGGACGAAGAAACGGACAUCAACUAUCUGCACAGUAUUGCCAUGAGCAAUGUGGCUAUCAUCCCCUCGGCUUACAUUUUUGACCUCUGGAGGUGGAACGUAUUCAAGGGCAACUACAAGCCCCGACACUACAACAAGGCUUGGUGGACCCUGCUGUUCUCACCCUCUCUGGCGAUCAAAAGACUUGCCUACAACGCAAUCUUCAAGUUGUCUCCCAAAAUUUGUCAGUCAAACUUGUGCAGCCAUAAAGCCAAACAUUUCUUACAUCAUGAAGGCUUCCAGAAAAAUUGAGGCGAGUGCAAGGAGCUUCUGUAGUGUCUUCCCUAGUUAGAAUAUGAGGCUAAAAGCAAAUCAAGUUCGAUGAAGCUUUCAUAUGCGCUACCAGCGUUAGUGGUGUACCUUUGUCAAUUCCCGUAUUUACUCGUGUAAGACCUGCAGUCCCCCAUUGGAGGUCAGAAUUGUUGAAAAAUAAGUUUCACUAAUAAUUGCUUUUUGAACGCAUAGUACUCUGUAGAAGUUGAUACAGUUGCGAAAUGUUUAAAAGUUGCUGCAAUAUCUUAACUGCAUAAGAGGCACCAAGGAAGACCACUUUUGGGAGCGUGUCAAAGUUGUAGUAGGCUCCACUGCCGAUGGGUGCAACAUCAAGAGCAAUGAAGGAUGAAGCACAAUUUAAUCAAUGGUGCUGAACAUUGAAUAAAUGUGUGUGUAGCUAGUGUUUGUUAUUCUGCACAC
Molecule: messenger RNA, 2335 nt
Organism: Dermacentor andersoni
Lineage: Eukaryota; Metazoa; Arthropoda; Arachnida; Ixodida; Ixodidae
Source: RefSeq, a predicted model, not a curated record